Exophiala mesophila is the source of this 816-nucleotide messenger RNA. RefSeq lists its product as uncharacterized. The coding region runs from base 156 to 689 and encodes 177 amino acids. NCBI's taxonomy places the organism in Eukaryota, Fungi, Ascomycota, Eurotiomycetes, Chaetothyriales, Herpotrichiellaceae. The transcript has 4 exons. The record is from RefSeq and is a predicted model, not a curated record.
GUGAGAAUAAGUUCACCCUCGAGACUCCCACUUCUAAUCUGUUUGUGUCAUCUGACCUUGAGGUGCCAUUGUACAUUUGACCAUUGCAUCUUGCCUGUUCCAUCUAUCUAUCCCAAAGCCUCCACAGACACAACCCCUUGAGAACAUUGCCAAAGAUGGAAACCCCGACAGUGCCCAUCAACUUUGUCCCUGUCAGUGCCGGCGAGACUUUUAAAUUGGGGACCAUCACCAUCCGAAUCAUGGAAGAUGGGUCUCGUACCGACAAUCGUCUGGGCAGUGCCGAGUUUACGGUCCCGCCACAUACAUCCGGACCUCCACCACACUGGCAUGAAAUGCACGACGAAACGUUUUUAGUGACCCAAGGUACAUUACGGUUCCACGCGCUCAACGGAACAACCGUCGAUGCCAAAUUGGGCGACUACGUGACGGUGCCGACCCGUUCGCCGCAUACCUUCUCCAACCCCUACGACGAGCCGGCAAAAUUCUUCAACACCUACACCCCGGCCUUUUACAUCAACUACUUCAAGCUGUUGGCCACCCUAGGCGAGGCCGGCAAGCCCAUGAACCCAGAAGCCAACAAGAGAGCUAUGGCGUAUUUUGCCACCAUUGGUGUGGCCGAUGACGAGAUGCAAGUCGACAAACAACAGUUCUACGGCGAGGCCAAUCAGGAACAGGCUGAGAAGAAAUAGGAAUUCUUUUCAGCAGCAUAACCGAGGAGAUGCACAUGUUUUGGAUGAUGACUUGGUCGCUUUAUGGAUAUAUCAUUGUUUAAAUGGGAAGACCAUGUUCUACACUUCGGAAACAAAGACUCCAGCC